AUGGCUGCAGACGACUGGGUGUACGAGCUUACUAGCGACGAUGAAGCUGAUGGCCAACACUCAGACAUCACCGAUUCUGCCACCAGUGAACUCAACCAUGGCGCUAGUUCCCCGCACAGCCAGCUUCCCCUCGUUCCAAAGCCACUGCCGUUCCUGAAAUAUGCAGACUGGGUUCCAGGCCGGUCAUACGACGAAAAGCCCCUUCGGUUGAUGCUCUAUACUAUGCAAUGGAAGUUAACCCUGGAUAAUAGAAAGGCUGUUGAACAAACCGAGAAGAAUCUACCCGUAGCACCGAGCGAAUUUUGGAAUCAAGUACUCUCGGCUAAGUUCGUCGAGAUCAUCAAUACGAAAAGCAAGCCCUAUGAGAUUGGUGAUACAACUAUUGUUUUAUCGGUCCCUAAUGACCGGUCCGAAGACAAAGUUUCAAAGCAUUAUACUAAAAGACAGCAAAUCGAUUGGCUAAGUAUUGAGGAGCAACUGCAAGGAUGGAGCCAGCUUCUCCGCGCUGGGAAGAGGCUGAAGCUCCAGAUUCAGCAGGACUACAAAAAACUUGCCACUACGGGUCGGCCCGCUGGGCGAGGUGCCACAGCUAUAGGCCUUGCAGAGCGGAGCGCCUGGAUGGAUGCAGAGCUGGAGGCUACUGGCGAGCUUGAUCCAUGGCGGCGGGUCUACCAGCUUAUGAGAUGCCCGGGAGCCCCGUGCGACAAUGGGGAAUGGUGCUGGCAGGACCGACAACAACAGGGAAAGCAUUUCAAACUCAUGGACCAUCAUUUGAGAGAACUUGUCCGAUGGGUUCAGCGAGGCAACAAGUUAGACACGCAUGACGAUAUUCCCGAGGAGUUCCGAACGAAGAUAUACGCCGAAGAUCAACAAGGUCGCGACCGCAAGCGCAAGCGACAAAGCUUAGGACCGGAUUCUCCUAGCCAUGCCCCCGUAAUUAUUCAUAACCACAUCUCUGACUAUGUACCAGCGCAGAACGCGCAUUCCCCAGACCCGGGAAGCUGUUCUUGCAGUCGUCUGCCUCCCCUAUGCGUGCUUGGACUGAGGGAUGAUGCUGUCGCGGUGUAUCGUGACUGGCAUUGCUCCAGAGUGGGGAGCGAGAUCCAAAGAGAACAUUUCGAACUGGCUUAUAACCUCACAAUGGCAAGAGGACUAGACCUUGAACUUCUAUAUGAGGAUAACGAUGCUUAA
Molecule: messenger RNA, 1191 nt
Organism: Colletotrichum truncatum
Lineage: Eukaryota; Fungi; Ascomycota; Sordariomycetes; Glomerellales; Glomerellaceae
Source: RefSeq, a predicted model, not a curated record